AUGGGCUAUGCAUAUCGUUUUGAAGUAUAUUCUGUCCAAGAAGACAAAAGAGACCGACAAGCAGACGAACCAGAUUUAGGCGUAACAAGCAACGUUGUACUGCGAUUGGCUAGAGUUGUUCCAAGGAUGGUCAACCACAUCAUAUUUUUUGACAAUUUUUAUACCUCAUUGCCUUUGAUGUUUCAUUUGGCUAAACAAGGCAUUCACAGCCUUGGAAGUGUACAGCAAAAUAGGCUCCCAAAUUGUCGACUCCCUGACAAAAAGGAAUACAUGAAGGCGAAUGUUUCUAGAGGUGCAUAUCAAGAAAAAAUUACUCACUACGAUGGUGUCGACUUUUCAGCAACUGCAUGGAAAGACAACAAAGUUGUCACGCUUUUGUCUACAUAUGUAGGUGCUGAACCUGCCACAACAGUCGGUCGGUACGAUAAGAAGACUAAACAAAAUAUAGAUAUACCCUGUCCAAAGAUAGUCGAAGAAUAUAACAUUACACAUGGGGGGAGUGGACUUGAUGGACAGCUACCUGGGACGCUAUCGCAUACGCAUAAAGAGCCGAAAAUGGUACAUGCGCCUCUUUUCCAUCUUUUAGACCUCGCCGUUAUAAAUUCGUGGGUUCUUUUGAAAAAAAAUUGCACAGCAAAGGGUAUUCCUGAGAAACAGCUUCCAAAUCUUGGAGAGUUUCGUAACAUCUUGGCCGAUGCACUUUGUAACGUGGGAACAUCAAAUGGUGCUAAAAGAGGGCGUCCCACUAAUGUGGACUUGGAGCGUGAACAUGCCAAGAAGCCAAAGAGUCCGGGUCAUCCAGUCCCCUGCAAGGAUAUACGAACCGAUGGAGUCGAACACUGGCCUAUCUUUUCAAAUAGAUUACGGUGCAAAAUACCACAGUGCAAAGGUACUACGCAGUGGGCAUGUUCAAAGUGUAACGUACCUCUGUGUCUGAACUCACGCAAUAACUAUUUUAGAGAUUUUCAUAAAUAA
Messenger RNA from Parnassius mnemosyne (clouded apollo), 975 nucleotides. NCBI's taxonomy places the organism in Eukaryota, Metazoa, Arthropoda, Insecta, Lepidoptera, Papilionidae. The record is from the annotation of a GenBank genome assembly.